This is a messenger RNA of Acytostelium subglobosum LB1, 1068 nucleotides long. RefSeq lists its product as hypothetical. Bases 1 to 1068 code for a protein of 355 amino acids. Lineage: Eukaryota; Evosea; Eumycetozoa; Acytosteliales; Acytosteliaceae. The record is from RefSeq and is a predicted model, not a curated record. The transcript is spliced from 5 exons.
AUGACAAACAAGAAUACAACACUCUCUGAGAGUCAGAUCAAGGAGAGUAUAACAAAACUACAACAGAGAAAGGAGAAUAGAAAACAUGUAAAGUUGUGGAGACAUCCUUUAAAGACUAUUAAGUACUUUGGAAUUGUACUUAAGGAUAUGGUAUUGAGUUGUCUAGGUUAUUUUAGAGAUAGACCUCUUACUUUGUUCCUUUGGACAUUGUUGCUGUCAUCGGCUACAUUGGCCAUCUACGCACCAGGCCGUCAUCAAGAGUACAUUGGUCAGUACACCGAUAAGUUGGCCAUCUGUCUGUGGUGGGUUGGUCUGGGAGUGCUUUCCUCGGUUGGACUGGGCACUGGCCUGCACACAUUCGUCCUCUACCUUGGUCCUCACAUUGCCAAGGUGACCUGGACGGCCACCGAGUGGCAGACGUUGGACUUUGAGCAGUAUGGUCCCAACGCUUUCAUCAACCCAAACGCACCUGUCGCUGGCGGCAUCACCUUCUGGCAGAUCCUACAGGCGAUUCAAAUCGCCGCGCUGUGCUGGGGUGCUGGCACGGCCAUCGCACUCAUUGGUAACAUGGGAUUCUUUGGUAUCCUUGCAUUCGCUUCAAUUCCAAACCCAUUGUUUGACUUGGCAGGUAUCACAUGUGGACAUUACUUGGUCCCCUUCUGGAAGUUCUUUGGAGCCACUCUGAUUGGAAAGGCAGUGAUCAAGGCACACAUCCAGGCAUGCUUUGUCGUGUUGGCAUUCAACACCGAGACACUGACAGCCGUGGUCAACAUGAUUGAGACAUACAUCCCAUUGUCCAAGGGCAAGAUCCUUCCAAUCCUCGAAAAGGAGCGUCAAAGAAUGAACUCUGAAUCAGGUGUAGCAACCAACCAACCAAAGAGCCUGUUGGGUGUCGCUUGGGACUGCAUACUGGCAUUGAUGAUCUUUUACUUCUUGGUGUCAAUCAUCGACUCGAGUGUCCAGGAAUACUUGAUUGAGAAGGACAAGAAGAAGAUUGAGAAGUUGGAAGCGUUGCUAUCAGGUAAAAACAGCAACAAAAACAAGGUCGAGUCAAAGAAGGACAAAUAA